Molecule: messenger RNA, 808 nt
Organism: Manduca sexta (tobacco hornworm)
Lineage: Eukaryota; Metazoa; Arthropoda; Insecta; Lepidoptera; Sphingidae
Exons: 3
Coding region: 220-693 (157 amino acids)
Source: RefSeq, a predicted model, not a curated record
CAUCGUAUGCCAUCGAUGGAGCCACAAUCUAAAAAUUGAAUUGAAUUGAAUAUCACGCUCAUAUCAAAACGAGUUCCCAAUGGCUUUUUUAUCACAUUUUCCACAUAAAGUAAUUGUUUCGAAACCAUAUAAAGUAAACAAAGCGUGAAAUUUACUCGGCACGUAUAAAUCAAAAACUUGGUCAAGCCAGUCCUCGUUUAAUGUUAAAAGUGAAUUAAAAUGUUCACGGAACACAGAACAAUGAUGCUUUCGGUAUUGUUGGCACUCCUUCAGGCUGUCCUGGCCAGCAUGCCAUGGGACGGUUGGUCCUGGGCCGUACCUCAGGCGCCGAUCGAGUACUUCUUCAGAAGACAUCAAGACAUGCUGGUGAAGUCGCCCGAUCUGCAAUGCCAAUGUCCGCCUAGCAAAGAAUGCGUCGUUGAAUAUAAAAUCAACGAGGACAUGCCAGAUUUUCUAAAAAUUCAAGGUGUAUUAAACGAUGACAAACUUGAAGAACUAAAGAAGUAUAUUAAGGAUGCGCAAAGAAGUACAACAGAAGCACCAAAGAUAGGAAACAUAAGAAGUAGGAGGCAGAAUGAUGACCAGGAGUGCUGUUGUCCUCCCAGAAGCAUGUUGAUGCCUACGUUUAUUACUAAUAAGAAAUUUGACGAAGUAACAGAUCGGCUGAAGAAAAAACUGCUUUCGGAUAAAUAAAUAUUUUUUAUUCGUAUAAUAUUUUUACUACCUGAGGGAAUAAUUUUGCUGCCCUUGGUAGCGUAGUUGCAUCGUGGUUCGUACAACCAGCACUGUGAGGUCUUGGGUUCGAAUC